CCCCCUACCUUUGACCCAAUUCAAUACCAAUAUAUAAACACUUUCACUCAUUCAAGAUUCUUAAAACCCACCAAAUUCUCUCCAAAAUAUUCAUACCCAGAUCAUCAAAUCUAGUUUCCAAUUAAAAAAAAAGUUUAUAAAAAUGGCAUUUUUCUGGAAGAGACCAAGAGCUAGCCGUUUGGCUGGCAAGAAACUCCUUUCAAAGCAAAGUUCCCGAAUAGAACUCACCAUUCCGACACAUUUUCGAUGCCCGAUAUCUCUUGAUCUGAUGAAAGACCCGGUGACCUUGUCAACGGGUAUCACAUAUGAUCGAGAAAGCAUCGAAAAGUGGAUACGGGAUGGAAACCAAACGUGCCCGGUCACUAACCAAGUUCUUACAAAUUUUGAUCAAAUACCAAAUCAUAUGAUCCGGAGAAUGAUUCAAGAUUGGUGUGUUGAGAAUAGGGCUCAUGGUGUUGAGAGGAUACCCACUCCUCGAACACCGAUAACCUCUUACGAUAUCAUGGAAAUUUGUUCGAAAAUGAUGGCUGCCGCUUCGAAAGGCGAUGCGAAAAGGUGUCUUGAUUUGGUGGAGAAGAUAAAUGUUUGGGCUAAAGAAAGUGAACAAAACAAGAGUCUCAUUAAAGAUAAUGGGCUUGGGUACGUGUUAGCGGCUUCGUUUGAGGCGUUUUCAUGUGAAAAACAUGAAGAUCUUCUAAAGGAGAUUUUGUUAUUGUUAACAUGGAUGUUUCCUUUAGGGGUUGAAGGGCGAUCUAAGCUUGGAUCAACACAAUCUUUACGUUGCAUGACAUGGUUAUUAUCGGUAGAUGAUUUGUUACUAAAAAAAAGUUGUGUUCUAACCCUAAAAGAGCUUCUUUCCACUGAUCAAACCCAUGUAAACACCUUAGUCGACAUCGAUGGCGUUCCAGAAGCCUUGAUCAACCUUAUAAACGCACCCGAUACCCAUUCGGUUAAAAAAUCUUCAUUUUCAGUCAUAUAUCACAUUCUUUCAACCCAAGUUGGCCACAACAAACUCUCACCAAGAUUCUUGGAGUUGGGUGUUAUUGAAUUGAGCUUGGAAGCUCUUGUGGAAGCUGAUAAGGGUUUAAGCGAGAUGGCGUUAGGCGUAUUAGACCGCAUCUCCGACUCUAAAGAAGGAAGGGAAAAGGUGCAAAAACAUGCAUUGAGUGUGCCAUUGCUAGUCAAAAAGAUACUAAGGGUGUCUUCUUUGGCUACUGAUUUCUGUGUUUCAAUGUUAUGGAAGUUUAGCAAGAAUGGUGAUGGGAGUGCAUUGGUGGAAGCACUUCAUGUUGGUGCUUUUCAGAAGCUAUUGCUCAUGUUGCAAGUCAACUGUGGUGAAGAGACAAAGGUGAAGGCUACUGAGAUGUUGAAGUUGAUGAAUCAAUACAAGAAUAAGUUGGAAUGUUUUGAUUCUGGACAUUAUAAGUAUCUCAGAAAGUCUUAUUGAUUUUUGGUAGAUUGUAAUUAAUUUUUGUUGAUAGUUUUUAACUAGGGUAUUGAAGAUAAAGAGUGAUUACG
Molecule: messenger RNA, 1518 nt
Organism: Helianthus annuus (common sunflower)
Lineage: Eukaryota; Viridiplantae; Streptophyta; Magnoliopsida; Asterales; Asteraceae
Product: U-box domain-containing protein 21
Exons: 1
Coding region: 143-1447 (434 amino acids)
Biological process (GO): protein ubiquitination
Molecular function (GO): ubiquitin protein ligase activity
Source: RefSeq, a predicted model, not a curated record